UCCCGAAUGAUCCUUUUGCUACAUUCCCAAUCUAUCCCAUGCGCGUUGCCACGCAUUACCACCUAUAAAUAUAACUUCCAUUAUCACAAAGUAGUCUUGUACACAAUAGGGACACAACACAAGUGUAGCAACCGCCUUAGUUUCCUCUUGUUGAUCAAACGACAUAUUCGCCGUGUACGUACGCACGGUGACAAUGAGCAGGGGCGACAGCGCCGUGGGCGGUGUCACCGUCGACGUGACACUGUCGCCGAACGCCGUGCUCCCGGGCUUCGCCAAGAGGCCCGAGGCGAUGACCGAAGCGAGCUGCUGCGGUGGCGGCUUCCCUCGGUGCGCCCGGGCGGCCGCCGCGGCGGCGUGGGCUUUCGCCAGCGAGGACGCCGGCAGGGUGGCGUUCGCCCUCAAGGCCGGCCUCGCGAUGCUCCUGGCGUCGCUGCUGGUGCUCGUCGGCGAGCCCUUCAGGCUGUUCGGCACCAACAUCAUCUGGUCCAUCCUCACCGUCGGCAUCAUGUUCGAGUACACCGUUGGCGCCAGUUUCAACCGAGGGUUUAACCGGGCCGUGGGGAGCAUGGUGGCCGGAGUUGUUGCUAUCGCGGUGAUCUGGAUUUCGCUCAGAUGCGGCAGUGUCGCCGAGCCGUACGUGAUUGGCCUAAGCAUCUUCCUAGUUGGGGCCGUGACGUCGUUCGUGAAGCAGCUGCCGGCGCUGGCGCCGUAUGAGUACGGCUUCCGGGUGAUCCUCUUCACCUACUGCCUCAUCAUGGUGUCGGUCUACCGCGUCGGCGAGCCCGUCGCCGCCGGCCUCGACCGGCUUUACGCCAUCGCCAUCGGCGCCGUGCUGGCGCUCCUCGUCAACGUGCUCAUCUUCCCGGCGUGGGCCGGCGAGCAGCUCCACCGCGAGCUCGUCGCCAGCUUCGCCGCCGUCGCCGACUCGCUCCACGACUGCGUCAGGAGCUAUCUGUCAGGCGACGAAACGGCCGUCGACGGCGGCGAACCAGCAAUUGAGAAAUGCCGCGCCAUCCUGAACGCAUCCGCUAGGAUCGAAUCCUUGGCGAGAUCGGCGAGAUGGGAGCCGCCGCACGGCCGGUUCCGCUCCUUCUCCUUCCCGUGGUCGCACUACGCCCGCGUCGGAGCCGUGCUGCGCCACUGCGCCUACGAGGUUCCGAAGCAAUGCAAUGGCUUAGCGCACAAGUGCACACAGCUCGCCGCCGAUCGGUGUCAGAUUCUGUUUGUUUCUUCGGUGCAGGCGCCGGACGGAGUCAGGGAGGCGUUCCGUGCGGAGAUCGAGGACGCGACGGCGCAGGCGGCCGAGCUCGUCCGUGUCCUUGGCGGCGACGUCGACGGCAUGACGCGCAGCGCCGAGAGGCUGAGCCUUCUCAAGAGCGUGCACGGCUCCGCCUACCGCCUCCAGCUCGCGCUGGAGCUCAACUCGCACCUCCUCGUCUCGUCCGGCUCCGUGGCGGAGGAGAUCACGAGCGGCGGCGGCCUCGAGCGCUCGUGCUCGCGGCUGCGCGAGAGCGCGCGGCGGCAGAGGCUGUCGUGGCCGUCGCGGGAGGCGGACGAGCUGGAGGAGGCGGAGGCCGGCGGCGGAUACGCGGCGAUGAUGGUGAGGGUGCGCGCGCUGGAGAGCACGGCGGCGCUGUCGCUGGCCACGUUCGCGUCGCUGCUGCUCGAGUUCGUGGCGCGGCUGGACCACCUCGUGGAUGCCGUCGACGAGCUCUCCAAGCUCGCAAAAUUCAGGGAAGAAAGCGACUCGAUCAAACUAGCUACCUGACCAGGCCAUCUGGGACGUAUCACCAGCACGUUUAUCAACGUGCUAAACCAAUACCGUGUAUUUUACAUGGACUUUAAUUAGAGGAUUGUUUUCACAAUGAUCAGUUCAAUUUCCAUAUGUAGUACUCCUUAUAAAACGUAUUGACUUUAGUCAAAA
Molecule: messenger RNA, 1924 nt
Organism: Oryza sativa Japonica Group (Japanese rice)
Lineage: Eukaryota; Viridiplantae; Streptophyta; Magnoliopsida; Poales; Poaceae
Source: RefSeq, a predicted model, not a curated record